Messenger RNA from Cryptomeria japonica (Japanese cedar), 2874 nucleotides. Its product is annotated as peroxisomal fatty acid beta-oxidation multifunctional protein AIM1. Gene Ontology annotation, biological process: fatty acid beta-oxidation. The record is from RefSeq and is a predicted model, not a curated record. Gene Ontology annotation, molecular function: NAD+ binding; (3S)-3-hydroxyacyl-CoA dehydrogenase (NAD+) activity. Gene Ontology annotation, cellular component: peroxisome. The coding region runs from base 451 to 2619 and encodes 722 amino acids. The transcript has 18 exons. Lineage: Eukaryota; Viridiplantae; Streptophyta; Pinopsida; Cupressales; Cupressaceae.
AUUCCUAGAAUUUCGGCUGCGUAAUAAUCCAAUCCGGAUUUUAUAGUUGUCUUCCUGGAUCUUUCACUAUAAAGGCGUCCUGCUGAAACAUUUAUGUUUAAACACGUUUUUUUCACACUCCAUGUACAUCUGGAUAUAUUAUAGCCAGGUUUACAUUUCAGCCAUUAACAAGUUCAACUACUGCCUAUAUUAUAAUUGUCGCUAGUCAGAUGACAAAUUGACCUAUUGUGGAACGAGUGUUUGAAUGCCUUUGGUCAGCUCAGCUCUGACUUGACCAGGGCUUAACUGUGUAACUGAAAUCGAGACAUCGACGGCUAUAAAUACUGUCGGGUGCCAACUUAUUAGUCUGUUCCCUGCUCAGAUCACUCUCAAAUAUCAUUUCUUUUCCUGGUUUGUGAACCAGACUCGUUAGGCUUGGAUCCAGGGUUCGAUUCCUACACCUCCUCAUAAAUGGCUAUUGCAAAAGUGAUAGUUGAUAAAGGUGCAGAUGGUGUUGCAGUUGUCACAGUCGAUUAUCCUCCAGUUAAUGCUAUAGGCAAUGAAGUUCAGAAUGGCUUGUACAGGACUUUCACUAAGCUUCAUACGGAUCGAGAAGUUAAAGCUAUUGUGCUCAGAGGAGCAAAUGGAAAGUUUUGUGGCGGAGGAGAUAUUCGGGGAUUUCAAAAGCUACAAGAUACAGGAUCUACUGGUGAAACAUUACUUGUACCUGGAUUUACUCUUGUCAAUGAUAUCAUUGAAGGAGGACCAAAGCCUGUAGUUGCUGCAAUUGAAGGUUUUGCGCUUGGUGGUGGCUUGGAGUUGGCAAUGGCUUGUAAUGCACGCAUCACUGUGCCUAAAGUUCAACUUGGCCUUGUCGAACUUCAACUUGGUAUCAUCCCUGGGCUUGGGGGUACACAGCGAUUGCCUCGCUUGGUUGGACUUCAAAAGGCAAUUGACAUGCUACUGGCAUCUAAAACAUUGAAUUCUGAAGAUGCACAUAAAGUUGGACUCGUGGAUGGUAUUGUGGCUUAUGAAGAACUCCUUGAUGCAGCUCGGAAAUUGGCAUUAGAUAUUUAUGAAGGUCGGCGUCCUUGGCAUCGAUCUCUCCACAGAGAAGACAGGCUAGGAUCAAUACCAGAGGCAUUGAAUAUUUUGAGGAAUGCCAGAGCUAAAGCAAAGCAAAUGUAUGCUAAUGUUGCAUACCCCUUCACAUUGUUGGAUGUGAUGGAGGAUGGAAUAGUUAAUGGUUCUGUUCAAGGAGUUCAAAAGGAAGGGAAAGCAUGCCAAGAUUUGAUCAAAACUUUUGAGGCAAAGGCACUAAUGCAUGUUUUCUUUGCUCAACGCUCUUCUUCUAAGAUCCCAGGAAUUACAGAUCAAGGACUGAUCCCCCGCCCUAUUCGAAAGGCAGCUGUAAUUGGAGGUGCUCUUAUGGGGUCAGGAAUAGCAACUGCUUUGGCUUUGAGUAAUAUUACUGUUCUUGUCAAGGAGAUUGAUACAAAGCAAUUAGAUGCUGCAAUCCAGAGAAUACAUGGAAACUUGAAGAGUCGGGCUUCAAGUGGUAAAAUUACUGAGGAGAAAGCAAAGCAUGCUAUGACACUUGUAAAGGGUGUUCUAGACUAUAACGAGUUCUACAAUAUAGAUAUUGUAAUUGAGGCUGCGACUGAAAAUAUACCUUUGAAGCAAAAGAUAUUUUCUGAUUUGGAGCACAUAUGUCCCUCUCAUUGUAUCUUAGCAACAAAUACAUCAUCAAUUGACCUGGAGGUAGUUGGUGGAAAAAUUAAAUCUCAGGAUCGUUUAAUUGGUGCUCAUUUUUUCAGUCCUGCACAUAUCAUGCGACUGCUCGAAAUAGUUCGCAGUAAUCAGACAUCUUUGCAAGUCAUAGUAGACUUGCUUGGUCUUGGAAAAUCUUUGCAGAAGGUACCAGUAGUGGUGAAAAGUUCACCUGGAUUUGCUGUGAACCGUGUAUUUUUUCCCUAUGGAAUGGGUGCACAUUUUCUUGCUGAUCUCGGUGUAGAUCCUUACAGAAUUGAUUCAGUAAUUAAAUCCUUUGGAAUGCCCAUGGGUCCAUUCAGGAUGGCAGAUCUUGGUGGUCUUCAGACUGGCACACUAGUUAACAAAAUAUGGUUACAAACUUACCCUGAUCGUGUCUAUUUUCCACCACUAAUGACUUUACUCUAUAAUGACAAUCGUCUAGGAGAAAGUGCGGGGAAAGGAUACUAUAAUUACCAGGGCACAAGAAAGGAGAAGCCUGCACCAGAAUUAAAUAAGUAUCUUGAACAAUCCCGCAAACUUGCUGGGCUUUCACUCACUGAUAAGGUCACAAACAUCACAGACCAAGAAAUUGUGGAGAUGAUAUUUUUUCCAGUGAUUAAUGAGGCAUGCCGUGUUCUUGAAGAAAAAGUUGUAAUCAGCAGUUCAGAUCUUGACAUUGCUUCUGUCCUAGGAAUGGCCUUUCCAGCCUACAGAGGGGGCAUUGUCUUUUGGGCAGAUCAUAUUGGGGCAAAAUAUGUCUUUUCCAAAUUGCUGCAAUGGGCAAGCAUAUAUGGCAACUUCUACAAACCAUCCAAUGCAUUACAAAUGUGUUCCACGCGGAAUAUUAAGUUGGCACAAAUUCCGCUGGCUGGCGCAUCUAGAUUGUAAUCCUGGUUUUUUGAAAAGCUAAUGUUAUUCAGAGUUUCUCUGGACCGUAAAAGGAGGACUAAACAAAUUUCUUGUUCAUUUAUUAUAUUAUAAUUAUUUUAUUUAAGUUUUCUUGCAUGUGAAAGAAAAAAAUGAGUACAUUGCGGAAUCGGAUUCAGAACUGUAACUUUUAACAUUUUUCAUUCUUACAGGAAGCUCAUUGUAAGUUUAGCAUGUAUCCGGAAUUAGAUAAUAAUAUUGGAGGGUUUGUGUUUA